This is a messenger RNA of Perca flavescens (yellow perch), 2976 nucleotides long. RefSeq names its product interleukin 1 receptor accessory protein-like 1a (gene il1rapl1a). Lineage: Eukaryota; Metazoa; Chordata; Actinopteri; Perciformes; Percidae. Gene Ontology annotation, biological process: signal transduction; negative regulation of exocytosis. The transcript is spliced from 11 exons. The record is from RefSeq and is a predicted model, not a curated record. The coding region runs from base 546 to 2645 and encodes 699 amino acids.
AUUAUAUCCAUACAUUUCUUUUUACCAUCUCCAACGCGGCGCUGCUGAGUGGGGAUCGCACCAACCAGUGCGUCUGGGAUGGCGAAGCACCCAGGAGAGGAUUAGUAGGCUAAUUAAGCACGAUUUGCGUAAAAGUCAGCUGUCAGGUUUUGGAAGGGGGGUUGAUCAUUUGGCAGUUUUGCUCCCACUCGUUUUGAUAUACAUUUUUGUGUUGGUUGUAGUAGUAGCCUAUUUCUUUUUUCAUUUCUAUCUAGCAUCCGUUUUAUUUCAAGUCAAAUCACAUCUGCGUAGAAGAGCGCUUUGCGCACUUCUUCUCCAAAGGACAGAGACAAGAUCUUCAUUAUUCUGUUUGGAUUUAAACCGGACAAUUGGCUGAAUGGGUGACCUCGCUGAAACACAGACUAUCACUGGCUUGCACCCAUUUUAUGGAAACGUGUUUUCUCUAUUGACCUGGAGUUGUGAUGUCCAAAGCCUUCCCCACUGACUGACAAACGGCGUCGUACCCUUUUGGAAUCGAGUUGAAGGCUGUGAGGACGGGGAGGAAGAUGAGACCUCCCAGCCCUCUGCUGAUCCUGCUGUACAUCACGCUGUCCAAGAGUGUAAAGGUGGUCUCCAAGAGAGGCUCAGUGGACGGCUGUACAGAUUGGUCAGUGGACUACCUGAAGUACCGGGUGCUGCAGGGUGAGCCGGUGCGGCUGAAGUGCGCUCUGUUCUAUGGUUACAUUCGGGCUAACUAUAGCCAGGCACAGAGUGUGGGCCUCAGCCUCAUGUGGUACCGCAGCUCUGGCCUGGGCCACAGCGACUUCGAGGAGCCUAUCUCUUUCGACGGCGUGCAUAUGAGCAAGGAGGAGGAUGCUAUCUGGUUCAGACCUGCAGACCUCCAGGACGUGGGCCUCUACUCCUGCGUGUUACGGAACUCCACGUACUGCAUGAAGGUGUCCAUGUCUCUGACUGUGGCGGAGAAUGACACAAACCUGUGCUACAACUCCAACAUGAGACGAACUGAGAAGGCUGAGCUCAGCAAGAGCAAAGACAUCCUCUGUGCUGACAUAGAUGACUAUCUUGAACCUGGCAAAGAACCAGACAUCACCUGGUUUAAGGAGUGUCGUCCAAAGCAAUGGCGUGCCAGUAUCAUCCAGAAGAGAGACAUUCUGUCUAUCCAGGAGGUAAAGGAAGAUGACAUUGGGAAUUACACCUGUGAAGUCCAGUUUGGUGGCUUUGUGGUCAGGAGGACGACUGAACUCACAGUCACUGCUCCUUUGACCGACAAGCCACCAAAGAUCCUGUUUCCCUCGGAAAACAAGAUUAGCAACAUGGAGCUGCAGCUAGGAAGUGCUUUGAACCUGACUUGCCGGGCGUUUUUCGGCUACAGUGGUGACGUCAGCCCACUCAUCUACUGGAUGAAGGGGGAGAAGUUCAUAGAGGACUUGGAUGAAGAGAGAAUCCAGGAAAGCGACAUCAAGAUUGUCAAGGAGCAUCUUGGGGAGCAGGAAGUGGCCAUUUCCUUGACUAUUGACUCCUUGGAGGAGGAGGACCUGGGAAAUUAUUCCUGUUAUGUGGAAAAUGGUAACGGCCGUCGCCAUGCUACCAUCCAGCUCUUCAGGCGGGAGCUCAUGUACACCGUAGAGCUGGCAGGAGGGCUGGGAGCGAUCUUGCUGCUACUCAUCUUCCUCAUCUCCCUCUACAAAUGCUACAAGAUAGAGCUGAUGCUUUUCUAUAGGAGGCAAUUUGGCAGCGAGGACGUGGAUGGAGAAAACAAAGAUUACGAUGCAUACCUGUCCUACACCAAAGUGGACCCUGACCAGUGGAGUCAGGAGACCAAGGAGGAGGAACGCUUUGCCCUAGAGAUCCUUCCUGAUGUCCUGGAGAAACAUUACGGCUACAAACUCUUCAUCCCAGAUCGAGACCUCAUUCCAACAGGAACCUACAUAGAGGACGUGGCACGUUGUGUGGACCAGAGCAAGCGCCUCAUUAUAGUUAUGACACCCAACUAUGUGGUGCGGCGAGGCUGGAGCAUCUUUGAGCUGGAGACACGGCUGCGCAACAUGCUGGUGACUGGUGAGAUCAAAGUCAUCCUGAUCGAGUGUGCCGAGUUGCGCGGCAUCAUGAACUACCAGGAGGUGGAGGCCCUCAAGCAUACCAUUAAAACCCUUACUGUCAUCAAGUGGCGCGGCCCCAAGAGCAACAAGCUCAACUCCAAGUUCUGGAAGCAGCUGCAGUACGAGAUGCCGUUCAGGCGCACAGAGCCCAUGCUCACCCACGAGCCGGCGCUGGACGUCAGCGAGCAGGGCCCCUUCGGAGAGCUGCAGACCGUCUCUGCCAUCUCCAUGGCAGCAGCCACCUCCACCGCCAUGGCGACCGCCCACCCCGAGCUGCGUUCCUCUUUCCACAACACCUACCACACCACCAUGAGGCAGAAACACUACUACCGCAGCUACGAGUAUGACUUACCCCCAGGAGGGACCCUGCCACCUCUCUCCUCUCUGGGGAACCAGCACACCUACUGCAACAUCCCACUGACACUGCUGAACGGACAGAGGCCUCCUGGGAAGAGCCGAGAGCACAGCCUGGAGGAAGCACACGCUAACAACGCCAUGCUCCCUCUGCUGCCAAGAGAAACCAGCAUCUCCAGCGUCAUCUGGUAAUGAAGAACAUGCUCAGCAUCGGCUGCAGGAAGAUCAGAGCCAGACAUGGCUGGGCUCCGUCUGGUAGCUCUUAGGAACACAGUUUAUGGCCGUGAGUACGGCGAAAAAUGUUUUGGAUCUAUUUGGUUCCAACCGUUGUUAACUGGCAGCAAGUGAUGGAGAUACAGCAGGAUUUUGGACACAGUUUCCUUUGUUUUUUUCAAGUGGACAGCACCUCUGUUAGAGAGGAUGUUUUCUAUGUGGAACUACAGGAGAUAUAAUGAAAACACUGUUUCAUCUACUAGCGAGAUACGGACUUGCAAGAACUCCACAUUAAAGAACCAACACUCUA